Propithecus coquereli (Coquerel's sifaka) is the source of this 3387-nucleotide messenger RNA. It is a transcript of the gene AMER1, whose product is annotated as APC membrane recruitment protein 1. The transcript has a single exon. The record is from RefSeq and is a predicted model, not a curated record. Bases 1 to 3387 code for a protein of 1128 amino acids. Gene Ontology annotation, cellular component: plasma membrane. Gene Ontology annotation, biological process: regulation of canonical Wnt signaling pathway. Lineage: Eukaryota; Metazoa; Chordata; Mammalia; Primates; Indriidae. Gene Ontology annotation, molecular function: beta-catenin binding; phosphatidylinositol-4,5-bisphosphate binding.
AUGGAGACCCAAAAAGAUGAAGCUACUCAGGUUAAGGGAGCCGCAGCCUCUGGGGAUACCCGUGACCAAGGGGCAGAAAAAGGAACCAAGAACAAGGCACCUGAGGUGACAGAAGGACCAACACCAGAGCCGUUUUCAUCUGGCCCAGGUAGGCUGAAGAAAACGGCCAUGAAACUCUUUGGUGGCAAGAAGGGUAUCUGUACUCUGCCUAGUUUCUUUGGAGGGGGACGAAGUAAAGGUUCUGGGAAAGUCAGCUCCAAGAAAGGUCUCAGCAAGAGCAGGACCCAUGAUGGCCUGAGUGAAGCAGCCUGUGGCCCUGAAGAUGUUGUCAGUGAAGGAGCCGGCUUCUCCCUACAUUUGCCUGAGUCACCCUGCCGAUUUCCCAGCUCCCAGAGUGCCCACGGGGCUUUGGAGACAGGCUCCAGAUGUAAGACGUCUGUGGCUGGAGCCACAGAGAAAGCUGGGGCUGAGAAGGUUCCCUCUGUGCCCAAGCCAAAGAAAGGCCUAAGAGGCUUUUUUAGCAGUAUCCGCCGUCACCGGAAAAGCAAGGUUGUUGGGGCUGAGCAAAGUGAUCCAGGGACCAAGGGGCCUGAAGAGGCCAGAGCCAGGCCUCAUGAGCAUGUGAGCUCAGCUCCUCAGGUGCCCCACUCUGAGGAGACCUUCCAAUGCCCUAGAAAGGAAAAUGCCAAACCCCAAGAUGCCCCUGGGCCAAAAGUUUCUCCAGCACCAGAGCCUUCUCCAUCAGCUACUGAGAAGAUAGCCUGUAAAGAUCCAGAAAAUCCCACAGAGGCCUGUGCCUCAGCACUCCUGCAGCCCAAGCCCGCCCCUGAAGCCAGUAGUCCAGAGGAGCCCCAUAGCCCAGAAAUAGGGGAGAAGGUAGUGGCAGGAGAGGUAAAUCGCCCCAGUGGCCCAGUAGGGGACCAGCUGAGCCUCCUGUUUGGGGAUGUCACAUCCCUGAAAAGCUUUGACUCACUGACAGGUUGUGGUGACAUUAUAGCAGAACAGGACAUGGACAGUAUGACAGAUAGCAUGGCCUCUGGGGGCCAGAGGGCCAACCGAGAUGGAACCAAACGAAGUUCCUGUCUGGUGACCUACCAAGGAGGUGGGGAGGAGAUGGCCUUGCCAGAUGAUGAGGAGGAGGAGGAAGAAGAGGAGGAAGAGGAGGUUGAAUUAGAGGAGGAAGAAGAGGAGGUUAAGGAGGAGCAGGAAGAAGAUGAUGACUUAGAAUAUAUGUGGGCAAGUGCCCAAAUGUACCCAAGGCCCAAUCGAAAUCUGGGCUACCAUCCCACUACAUCCCCAGGCCACCACGGCUGUAUGCUCCUUGACCCAGUUCGGUCUUAUCCUGGCCUAGCCCCUGGGGAACUUUUGACUCCUCAAAGUGAACAGCAAGAGUCUGCCCCCAAUAGUGAUGAAGGUUAUUAUGACUCCACCACACCUGGAUUUGAGGAUGAUUCAGGUGAGGCCCUGGGACUUGUCCACAGGGAUUGCCUACCCCGAGACAGCUACAGUGGAGAUGCCCUAUAUGAGUUCUAUGAGCCAGAUGACAGUCUUGAGAACUCCCCACCUGGUGAUGACUGCCUUUAUGACCUCCAUGGCCGCAGCUCUGAGAUAUUUGAUCCCUUCUUGAACUUUGAGCCCUUUUCUUCCUUCCGGCCACCUGGGGCAAUGGAGACAGAGGAAGAACGGCUAGUAACCAUCCAGAAACAGUUGCUAUAUUGGGAGCUCCGGAGGGAGCAGCUUGAGGCUUGGGAGGCAUGUGCCCAAGAGGCUCAUGCCAGGGAGGCCCACACCAGGGAGGCCUAUACCCGAGAGGCUUACACCAGGGAGGCCUAUGCCAGAGAGGCCCAAACCCAAGAAGCCCAUGCCCGAGAGUCUUGUGCUCAAGAGGCUCAAGUCCGAGAGGCCCAGACCUGGCAGGAGAAGCCCAUUUUGGAGUAUCAGAUGAGGCCCUUGGGUCCAUCAGUGAUGGGCCUGGUGACAGGGGCAUCAGGGGCCUCUCAGACUUUUCACCGAGGAACCACCUCAGCUUUCCCCACCACUGCGAGCAGCGAACCGGACUGGAGAGACUUCCGUCCUCUGGAAAAGCGUUUUGAGGGAACCUGCUCCAAGAAAGAUCAAAGUACCUGCCUGAUGCAGCUCUUCCAGAGUGAUGCUAUGUUUGAGCCAGACAUGCAAGAAGCAAAUUUUGGAGGAUCUCCCAGGAGGGCCUACCCUACUUACUCACCUCCUGAGGAGCCAGAGGAAGAGGAGGUUGAGAAGGAAGGAAAUGCCACCGUGAGUUUCUCACAGGCCUUGGUGGAAUUCACCAGCAAUGGGAACCUCUUCUCCAGCAUGUCCUGUAGCUCUGACUCUGACUCGUCCUUCACUCAAAACCUCCCUGAGCUGCCCCCCAUGGUGACUUUUGACAUCGCUGAUGUGGAACGGGAUGGGGAAGGCAAGUGUGAAGAGAAUCCUGAGUUCCACAAUGAUGAAGACCUUGCAGCCUCCUUGGAAGCCUUUGGGCUAGGCUGCUACCACAAACAUACUUUCAACAACCACCCCAACCGAUUCUACCAAGGCCUGCCCUGGGGUGUGAGCAGCCUCCCUCGAUACUUGGGACUCCCUGGAAUGCACCCUCGACCUCCACCUGCUGCCAUGGCCCUCAAUAGGAGGAGCCGCUCCCUUGACACUGCAGAGACUCUGGAGCUGGAGCUCUCCAAUUCCCACUUGGUGCAGGGCUACCUGGAGUCUGAUGAGCUUCAGGCCCAGCAGGAAGAUUCAGAUGAAGAAGAUGAAGAGGAGGAAGGAGAAUGGGGUCGAGACAGUCCCUUGUCCCUCUAUACUGAACCCCCAGGGGCCUAUGAUUGGCCCGCCUGGGCCCCCUGUCCUCUUCCAGUGGGGCCAGGUCCUGCCUGGAUAAGCCCUGGCCAGUUGGAUGGGCCUUCCAGUCAGUCUCCAUAUGGGCAGGCAACCUGUUGUGUACCUUCUGUGGCCACGUCAAUGUCGCUGUCAUUGCCAGGGCCAGAGCCAAAGGCACCCAGGGAAACUGGGCCUCAGCUAGCUCGGCCUUCACACCUACCCCUGCCCAUGGGCCCAUGCUAUAACCUCCAGCCACAGGCCUCCCAGAGCAUGCGGGCCAGGCCUGGAGAUGUGCUGCUGCCUGUCGAUGGGCCCAGUUGCUCUUCCAGUUCUGGAGGCUUCAGCUCCAGCCCUCUGCCCCAGGCCAAGCCUGUCGGCAUCACCCAUGGCAUUCCUCAGCUGCCCAGGGUCCGGCCUGUGCCCCCCCAGCCUAUGCCCACUCACUAUGGGCCUUCCAGCCUUGACCUGUCAAAGGAGAGGGCCAAGCAAGGUGCCUCUCUCCCCACCAGCUACUCCUCCACUGCUGUGAAUGGAAACCUAGCCAAGUAG